This is a messenger RNA of Microtus oregoni (creeping vole), 2091 nucleotides long. It is a transcript of the gene Tgm4, whose product is annotated as transglutaminase 4. Bases 70 to 2082 code for a protein of 670 amino acids. Gene Ontology annotation, molecular function: protein-glutamine gamma-glutamyltransferase activity. NCBI's taxonomy places the organism in Eukaryota, Metazoa, Chordata, Mammalia, Rodentia, Cricetidae. The transcript has 14 exons. The record is from RefSeq and is a predicted model, not a curated record. Gene Ontology annotation, biological process: peptide cross-linking.
CACACCUGCUCUGAGACUCACUCUGGCAGUGCCGUUGGCGGCAGGGCUGCAGAGAGAGGCUGCGGGACCAUGGACAGCAGGAGUGCGCUGGUGGUUUACUCUGUGAACUUGGAGAAAAAGGAGAAUGCCGCUGCCCACCACACGUCGGAGUUCCAGACCCAGAAGCUGGUGCUCAGACGCGGACAGAUUUUCAACAUAAAGGUGGUGCUAAACAGACCUCUCCAACCUCAGGACGAACUGAAGCUGGUAUUUUCUACUGGAGAGAGAAUAUCGCACUUCGUGGAGCUUGAUCCAAUGACAUCCUUCCGUUCUAAGGGUUGGCAGGUGAAAAUUACCAAACAGUCCGGCGGCGAGGUCACACUGGCUGUCAUCAGCGCUGCCGACGCCAUGGUGGGGAAGUAUUACCUGAAGGUGAAUGAGAGUAAAGGUGGAAUAUUCUUCCUUCUCUUCAAUCCAUGGUGUGCAGAUGAUAACGUUUACAUGCCUAGUGAGGCGGAGCGGGCAGAGUACAUCCUUAAUGAUACCGGCUAUAUUUACAUGGGUUUCGCCAAACAAAUCAAAGAGAAGCCCUGGACCUUUGGUCAGUUUGAGAAGCACAUCCUGAAAUGCUGCUUCUCCCUGCUGACCCAUCUGGAGCCCAGUGAACUGCAGAGCCCGGUGAUUGUGUCCAGGACCAUCUGCACCAUGAUGUGUGCCGUGAAUAAUGGCGUGCUGGUGGGGAACUGGUCGGGAGACUACAGCAAAGGCACCGCCCCCUACGUGUGGACCAGCAGCGUGCCCAUCCUGCAGCAGCACUUCAUCACCAAGGAGCCUGUGUGCUUUGGCCAGUGCUGGGUUUUCUCUGGGAUCCUGACCACAGCACUGAGAGCAGUGGGCAUCCCGGCUCGCAGCGUGACUAAUUUUGAGUCAGCCCACGAUACGGGGAAGAACCUCAUAGUAGACAUCUACCUGGAUGAAUCGGGCAAGACAAUUACACAUCUCACCAAAGACUCUGUCUGGAAUUUCCACGUGUGGACAGACGCCUGGAUGAAAAGACAGGAUCUACCCCAGGGCCAUGAUGGCUGGCAGGUCCUGGAUGCUACACCACAGGAGAUCAGCGAGGGAGGCUUCCGCACUGGGCCAUCUCCGCUGAGCGCCAUCCGCCAGGGGAAGGUCGAAAUCCAGUACGACACCAAGUUUGUCUUCACCGAGGUCAACGGUGACAAGUUCAUCUGGCUGGUGAAGCAGCACCAAGGCAGGGAGAAGAACGUCCUUAUCGCCGUGGAGACUGCGAGCAUCGGCAAGAACAUCAGCACCAAGAUGGUGGGCGAGAACAAGCGCGAAGAUAUCACCUUGCAGUACAAGUUCCCGGAAGGCUCCCCAGAAGAGAGGAAGGCCAUGGAAAAGGCCGCCCGUAAGCACCCGGAUGAGGACAAACCCGGCCGUCGGCCAGUGAACAGCAUGCUUCAGAUCCAUGUCCUCCAGAAUUCGGUGGAGCUAGGCUAUCCUGUCACUUUGACCCUAGUGUUGAAAAGGAAAACGGCCAUACCACAGAAUGUCAACAUUUCGUGCUCCCUCGACCUACAGACAUAUACAGGCAGCCAGAAGACAAACCUGGGAAUCAUCCAGAGGACGGUGCAGAUCCAAGGUCAAGAAUCAGAGGUGGUUCUCAGCAUGGAUGCUAACUCCUACAUCUACAAACUGGGCAUGGUUGAUGAUGAGGUGGUCAUCAAAGGGUUCAUCAUCACAGAAAUAGUGGAGACUGGCGACAAGGUGGCCACCGACACGACCCUGUCGUUCCUGUACCCCGCCUUCUCUGUUGAGAUGCCGGACACGGGCAAGGUCAACUGGCCACUUCUCAUCACCUGCACCUUCAAGAACACCCUGCCCAUCCCUCUGACUAACAUCAGGUUCUCCGUGGAAAGCCUGGCCCUCUCGAACAUGCAGUCCUGGGAUCAAGGGACAGUGCCACCUGGACAGUCCAUCACUUUCCAAAUGAAGUGCACCCCAGUGAAAAGUGGACCCAAGAAAUUUAUUGUCAAGUUUACUUCCAGACAAGUGAAGGAGGUUCAUGCCGAGAAGAUCAUUCUCAUCACCAAGUAGCCCAGCUGA